AUGACGGACCCAUUAUCUUUGAUUAAACUUAAACCAGCUUUCUUCCUCCAUGUUGAAGCCGUACCAGAAGAACCAGAACAAAUUUAUCAUAAUGAAUCAGGUUCUUUAACACUUGGUAAGAUUGCUGGUGGUUAUACUAAAACAAUUGAUGAGUCCUACCCAUUUGAUACAGAAAUUAUGUUUGGUAUUGAUAAUUUGACAUCAUCAGCUUCAAAAGGCUCCAAGAUCCAAAAUUUAAAUUGUCAAUUGUAUUUAAAAUCUAAGGCAAAUGGUGGAGGAAUCCAUUUCACAUAUACCGGGGUAGCAGAACAUAAUGAUGAGUCUUUAGCUGUUUUUUCGAAUCAGAAAAAGGAAGUAUCUUUCACAGAUAUGUACUUGACAAUGAGUCGAACUGUUACCUUAAGUGAGAACAACAAGGAGGAUUUUUGGAUUUAUGGAAAGACUUUAGUUGGUAAAGGUAGGUUCUUAAGAACAGAGGCUGCUGUUUUUGCUGCCGAAUACUAUGUCUAUGUCAUUGAAUGA
Messenger RNA from Hansenula ciferrii, 522 nucleotides. RefSeq names its product DUF3237 domain-containing protein. The record is from RefSeq and is a predicted model, not a curated record. The coding region runs from base 1 to 522 and encodes 173 amino acids. NCBI's taxonomy places the organism in Eukaryota, Fungi, Ascomycota, Saccharomycetes, Phaffomycetales, Wickerhamomycetaceae. The transcript has a single exon.